AUGCUGUCAGACAUACGAGCGAACAAUGGAAUUAGAGACAAUUUAUGAAAAUAUUAGAAACUGUGAUAUUACGGACACAUCUAGACCUCGAAUACAGAGUUACUGCCAGAAUGAAGGAAAAGCUCGAAAGCAAAGAGGAAGUAGAUGUUUGAUGUUGAUCACAGUGGGUCUUGGGCUCAUUUGUGUUCUUUUGGUGGUCUUCAUCAUACUACAGCAUAUCACCAUCACAAGAGAGAGACAGCUGUUAAAGCCAAGUUGCAAGAACAUAUUUCAAUUGUUCAAUGAAACUACAAACAGCUUACAGGAAGAUUACACUGAUCUAAUGAUUAAAAAAGACCAGCUGCAGAACAGUUUUAGCUCUUUGAGUCAGAAGAAACUGGAGCUGGAGACCACAGUGAAUGGUCUCACUGCUGAGAAAGACCAGUUACAGAGAAGCAUUGACUCUUUGAGUCAGAAGAAACUGGAGUUAGAGACUGAACUAAGGAUGUUAUCGGGACGAGGAAAUGGCAAGUUUUUCUAUUCCUAUGAGUUGAAGAGCUGGUCUGACAGCAGGCAUUACUGCCGGGAUCAUGGCGGUGAUCUGGUCAUUAUAAACAGUGAAGAGAAGCAGAGGUUGAUAUCUUCAUUUAUCAAGGAGAGAGUGUGGAUUGGUUUGUCUGACAUACAGCAGGAGGGCAACAUGAAAUGGGUGGAUAAUUCACCGCUGAAACAAGGGUUUUGGGACAGAAAUGAGCCAAAUGACGCAAAUGGAGCUGAAGACUGUAUUGAACUGAAUCCUGCAAAAUCUGUCCUGAACAACUGGAAUGAUAUCCGAUGCUCAGAUAAAAGAAAAUGGAUUUGUGAAAAUUAACAUCCAUUGCUUUAUCUUUAUGAUAUUUAAUAAUACUUUGAUAUUUCUGAAAUAAUAAUGCUUUAUCAUUUCUGAAUUAAGGCUCCUGUGAGCAAAACUAAUUUUUAUAAAAUAAUUACUAACUUAAGCCUUAAUUUUUUAUCUUUUCAUGAAAUUUCCUAAAUUAAGAGUGGCUAUUAAAUUUGUUAGAAGAAAAGAGUAAAAAUUAACUGACAACAUGCUGUCU
This is a messenger RNA of Onychostoma macrolepis, 1076 nucleotides long. RefSeq names its product CD209 antigen-like protein E. Lineage: Eukaryota; Metazoa; Chordata; Actinopteri; Cypriniformes; Cyprinidae. The record is from RefSeq and is a predicted model, not a curated record. The transcript has 5 exons. Bases 26 to 850 code for a protein of 274 amino acids.